AUGUUCAGCAAAGUCUGGUUCUUUGCGGCCGGUGCCACGUUCCUCGGACCAAGCUUAAGCCAAUCACUGCCCGCUGGUCAUUCACUUUCUUGGACUGAGGCUUCCGUGGCAGCCAAGGACUUCGUGUCUCAAUUGACGACAGUCGAAAAGAUUGGUCUUGCCACAGGAGGUUACUCGAGUCCCAACCUUCCAUGCGUAGGUACGAUCGGAUCUAUCGAGCGGCUGGGAUUCGAGGGAGUGUGUUACUCUGAUGGACCAAGCGGGUACUCUCGUUCCGACGGUGUCAGUGUCUUCCCUGCUGGGAUCUCGACGGCGGCCACUUGGGACAAAGACCUCAUGUACCGACGCGCUGUCGCCCUUGGAGAAGAGUUUAGAGCUAAGGGGGCUCACGUUCACUUGGGUCCAUCUUCGGGACCUUUGGGCCGCCACGCAGUAGGAGGCCGUAAUUGGGAAGGCUUUGGGCCCGAUCCCUAUCUGGCUGGAGUUGCCAUGAAUGCUUCGGUUAUCGGUAUCCAAUCCGUCGGCGUGCAGGCCUGCUCGAAACAUUUCAUAGGAAACGAACAGGAAACCCAACGAACUUCCACUAUCAGCGAUAACGGCACAACUAUUGAGGCGAUCUCGUCGGAUAUUGAUGGCCGGACUCUGCACGAGCUUUAUCUAUGGCCCUUUGCCAAUGCGAUAAAGGCUGGUACAGCAAGCAUCAUGUGCUCCUACAACCGGGUCAACGGAAACUACUCCUGCGCCAACUCAGAGACAAUUUCGAUUCUGAAAGAUGAGCUGGCAUUCCCAGGCUAUGUGGUUUCCGACUGGUAUGCUACCCACGAGACGUUGAGCUCCGCCAACUCCGGGCUGGACUUGGAGAUGCCGGGUAAUGUCAGUGCCGCGGCUGGGGCAUCCUACUUUGGCGAUUCACUCCUCGAGGCAGUCAACAGCGGCCUCGUUUCAGCAGACCGGCUUGGUGACAUGGCAACAAGGGUUUUGACGCCGUAUUUUUUGCUUGGGCAAGAUAAGAAAUUUCCUCCGACUGAUCCGUCUAGCGGAGCUGCAUUUUUGCGCUAUCAGUACGGCCAUCAAGUCCAACUUCCAUUGACCUACCCAGAAGUCCCUGCUCGCGAUGUCAGAGGCAAUCACGCGGAGCUCAUCCGGGAUAUCGGCUCUGCAGGAACCGUACUCCUGAAGAAUGUCAACGGCACUCUGCCUUUGACCGACGAACUCAAUGUCGGGGUUUUCGGCAACGAUGCCCCUUACCCAACCAUAGGCUCGGUCUUCCUUGACAUCGGGACUCGGCCAGAAGGAUUUGAGAUGGGCACUGUCGAUAUCGGCGGAGGCUCUGGGACCGUUCGGCACACGGACUUGGUGAGCCCUUUCGAAGCUAUUCGAAAGCAUGUAGAGUCUAUCGGUGGGCGAGUGCAGGCAUUGUUCGACAACGACGAGCUUGUGGAUGGCCGCUUCAGAACGAUCUACCCUGUCCCAGAUGUCUGCCUUCUCUUUCUCAAAUCCUACGCUACUGAGGGCCAAGACAGACAGUCCGCUGAGCUACAGUGGUCAGCUACGAAGGCCGUCGAGAAUAUCGCGGCAGUGUGCCCCAACACUGUCGUCGUCAUCCAUGGACCUGGAGUGGUGGUCAUCCCGUGGGCAGAUAACGAGAACGUAACGGCUAUCCUGAACGCUCAUUACCCGGGAGAACAGACGGGAAGCUCCAUUGUUGAUGUUCUUUGGGGGAUGGUCGAGCCUUCGGGCCGUCUUCCCUAUUCCAUUCCGGAGAACGAGUCGGACUACGGUCCAUCCAUUGUCAAUCUGACAGGACCUAUCACCGACCCAGAUGCCUGGCACUCUGCUUUCGAAGAAGGGCAAAUGAUUGACUACCGGCACUUGGACGCGAAUGACAUCGAGUCUCGGUAUGAGUUUGGAUUUGGACUGUCUUACACGGAAUUUGACAUGGAAGACGCUCUGGAGAUUGAGGUCGAUGCGAACGUCUCCUCCGUCGCGGAUGAAGCGAACGGCGUCGAGCCGGGCGGACUGAGCGACCUCUGGAAGGUGGUAGCCUCAACCUCGAUCCAGGUCACCAAUUCAGGAGAUCUUGCAGGGUCAGCCGUGCCCCAACUCUACGUCUCUUUUCCGAUCUCUACAACACCCGAGGGAACGCCAGUCAAGGUUCUGAGAGGUUUCGAGAAGGUGCAUCUUGAGGUCGGUGAAACCAGGUCUGUGGCUUUUCAGCUCAUGAGAAGGGAUUUGAGUUUCUGGGAUACGGAGAAGAAGCAGUGGGUUAUUCCAAGUGGUACGUUCCGCUUCAUGGUAGGAUUCAGCUCGAAGGAUAUCAGAGCUCAGGCCGAGGCCCAAGUGAUUUCUUAG
Colletotrichum acutatum is the source of this 2352-nucleotide messenger RNA. Its product is annotated as glycosyl hydrolase family 3 N terminal domain-containing protein. Lineage: Eukaryota; Fungi; Ascomycota; Sordariomycetes; Glomerellales; Glomerellaceae. The coding region runs from base 1 to 2352 and encodes 783 amino acids. Gene Ontology annotation, molecular function: beta-glucosidase activity. The transcript has 3 exons. The record is from RefSeq and is a predicted model, not a curated record. Gene Ontology annotation, biological process: glucan catabolic process.